Leguminivora glycinivorella is the source of this 6013-nucleotide messenger RNA. RefSeq names its product tyrosine-protein phosphatase 10D-like. NCBI's taxonomy places the organism in Eukaryota, Metazoa, Arthropoda, Insecta, Lepidoptera, Tortricidae. Gene Ontology annotation, molecular function: protein binding; protein tyrosine phosphatase activity. The record is from RefSeq and is a predicted model, not a curated record. Gene Ontology annotation, biological process: protein dephosphorylation.
UGUCAGGUAGACAAGGCAAGGCAGACAGCAGACAGUUUACUUCCCCGUGAAAUGGCGUACGACAAUAGAAUCGUAUUUUAGUGUUUUCGAGACGGAUUUGUCGUGCGAACGGCUUCUGCGCGAUGAUAUGACAUCAGUGUGCACGUACUCAGAUGAAUUACAAUGCUGUUAUCAUGUGGAUGUGUCGGGUGUGAGGAAGAGAAAGUGUCGCGUGAAACGUUUGAGCCUUCAAUGAUGUGGAUGAGGUCGUUUGCGCAAGCGACGGCGAAGCGCGGGCGGGCGCUCCCGGCGCAGGCGCGCCUGCUGCGAGCUCUUCCGCCGCCGCUGUUACUGCUGGCGCUUCUGCUCCUUGUGGGAGGAGCAGGAUGCGCCGACCUGGUGAUCGAGAUCCCGGGUUCCGGCGUCGGCGCAGCCGACCCGGGCGGGGAAUACCGGCUGGACUACCGGCCGCCACAUGGCUCACCGGCGCCCAACUUCACCGUCCCGGCCCGGGCCUCCACCAUCAACUUCCAGGGACUCCCGGGCACGAAGUACCACUUCAUGCUGUAUUACUCUAAUGCCACGUUUGCAGACCUACUCACUUGGAAUCAGACUAUUAUAACUGCGCCGGAGCCGCCAACGAACCUGACGGUGUCGCUGUCGCGCAACAAACAGGCCACCAUCGCCUGGGCGCCGCCGUCGCACGGAGAAUACACCGGCUUUCGCUUCAAGGUGAUCCCGCUGACGGAGCGGGCGGAGGGCGGAGCGCGCAACAUCACCGUGGAGGCGCCAGAGACGCCGGGCGCCGGCUGGACGCACACGCUCAAGGAGCUGUCCCCCGGCGCCACCUACCAGCUGCACGCCUUCACGCUGCUGCACGACAAGGAGAGCGCAGCGUACGCCAGCCGCAACUUCACCACCAAGCCCAACACACCGGGCAAGUUCAUCGUGUGGUUCCGUAAUGAGACCACGCUGCUUGUGCUGUGGCAGCCGCCCUACCCGCCCGGCGCCUACACGCAUUAUAAGGUGUCAAUCGUACCCCCCGACGCGCGGGAAUCCGAACUAUACGUAGAAAAAGAAGGCGAACCACCAGGUCCAGCACAGGCCGCCUUCAAAGGGCUCGUGCCAGGCAGGCCGUACAACAUCUCCGUGCAAACCGUGUCGGCCGAGAUCAGCGCGCCGACUACCGCGCAGUACCGCACCGUGCCGCUCCGACCUCGCGACGUGCAGAUACCGCCGCGAUACGUCACGCCCACCAAGUUCAGGGUCACUUGGCUACCGCCUAAGGAGGAGAGCGAGUUCGAGAAAUACCAAGUAUCAGUAUCGGGCGGCGGCGCAUCGCGUCGCUUAGCGCCCGUGCUACGCGCCCGCAACGAGACGCCGGCCGUCACCUUCGAUGGCUUGGAGCCCGGCGCACACUACACCGUCACCGUCAAGACCAUGUCCGGCAAGGUCACCUCGUGGCCCGCGCCCGCGGAGAUCACGCUCAAACCUCUGCCGGUUCAAGACCUGCAGUGGCGCUACCAAAACGAGACUGAGGGCGGUGGAAUACUCGUGUGGUGGACGCCCGCAGAAGGCAGCACGCAGGACGAAUAUAAGGUGUCGUACCACGAGGCUCACGGUUCCGGCGACAGCAGUACGCAGUCGACACCGGCCACCAACAUCACGCUGGACACGGCGCAGCUGCUGCCGGGCCGCAACUACACCGUCGCCGUCACCGCCGUGUCGCGCGGCGUCGACAGCGCCGAGGCCACCUUCAGCGCUGCCACACGACCGCUAGCGCCCGUGGUGCGUACUUGGGGCGGCGCGGCGCGGCAGCUGUCCCUCGCUUGGAGCUCCGAUGUCAAUUCGAGGCAGGAUCACUACGAGCUGCGGCACCGUCGCCGGCCUGAGCCCGGUGCUGACCCGAACGACCCGGAGUACACCUUUAAGACGAUAACGACGACGGACACAAAUGCAACGCUGUCCGGACUGUUCCCGGGUGCCGUAUACGAAGUGACUGUGGCAGCCGUGAGCCACGGUCUGCGCAGCGAGCGGCAUACUGUGUUCAAGCCAGUCCGUCCUUUACCGCCAACGUGGAUGGGCGUGGAGCGAGCGACGUCCAACUCAGUAGUAGUCCGGUGGCGCGGGCCCGGACCGGGCUCCAAGCUCGGAGCGUUCCUGCUGCAGUACCGCACACACUCCGAGCAGAAGUGGACCAAGCUGCCGCCGCUGCAGCCCGACAUCAACGAGGCCGAGGUUGUGGACAUGACGCACGGCGAACGCUACACCAUCCAACUUGACACCCUGAGCGAAGCGGUGGCAGGCGACAGUGUUGACAGUGGCGAGCCGCGGGAGGCAGACCACACCGUCCGUCCCAACCCGGUGUCAAACGUGGCGGCGUUAGUGGACACACGCAACAUGACACUUGAAUGGCCGGUGCCCGCGGGCCGCGUGGAGCGGUACGCGCUCCGCUGGUGGCCGCGCCCCGACGAGGUCCCCGACGCAACGCCAGCCGCGCGCAACUUGACGGCCGAGGCGGGCGUGAAGACGGUCAGGGCGCUACUGGACGCGCUGGAGCCGGGCGUGGGCUACACGCUCACCGUGCACGCCGUGUCCUACAACCUGACCAGCGACCUCUUCACUAUGGAAACGAGGACCCGUCCUUUGAUCCAGUCUGAGAUGACAAUCGUGAACGAGCCCGAGGCUGAAGUCAACAACGACACGCUGCCUGCUAUUAGAGUGCUGUACACACUGACGCCAGCGACGGCGUCCCGCUUCGACUCAUAUCGCUUCCGUCUGGAGGGCGGUCCCGGCGAGGCGCAGGAGCAGACGCGCUCCGCCACCGCGCCCGCCGCGCGGGUCGAGUUCGCGCGCCUCGUGCCCGGCCGCCUGUACAACGUCACCAUGUGGACCGUGUCCGGCAACGUGACCUCACACCCCGUGCAGCGCCCGACACGUCUCUACCCGCGUCCAGUGGCCUUCCUGAAGCAGCUCGAAGUGGGCGCCCGCAACGUAACCCUAACCUGGCCUGAGCCCCCCGGAGACUACACGGACUUCGAACUGCAGUACCUCACCGCCGAGGACACGCUCGAGGCGCGCUCGACAGCCGCCACCGUGUACACCGUGCAGGGCCUGCAGCCGCACACCAACUACGUGUUCACCAUCGAGGUGCGGUCGGGCACGCCGGCGACGCUGGUGACGCGCUCGGCCGGGCUGUCCGUGCAGCUCGCCACGCGCCAGGCGCCGCCGCCCGCGCCGCGCGCCUUCCACCCCACCGACGCCAAGCCCAGCCAGCUCACCUUCUCCUGGGAGCUGCCGGCCAACCAGGCCAAUGGCGUGUUGGAGAAGUUCGUCAUCGAGUACUCCCCGCAGAAUCAGCCGGAGAAAAAUACUACCAACCAGCCGGAGAAAAAUACUACCAUUACAUUCCCACCCGAAGCGCGGUCCGGCGUGGUGGCGGGGCUGACGCCGGGCGGCACGUACAGCUUCCGGCUGUGGGCGGCCACGGGCGCGGGCGCGGGCGCGGCGGCGCGCUGGACGCAGCACCUCGCCAUCGCCGCGCCGCCGCGCCCUGCGCCGCACGCGCUGCUCCCCGCCGCCGUGCGCGCCACGCCCACCACUGUCUCCGUGCGCUUCAAGAACGACUUCUUCAGUUCGGCCAACGGCAAUGAUACUAUGCUCUUGGUGGCGCAAGACCGGUCUAUCUCAGUCGAGCGUCUGCCUUCGUGGCGCGACGUGCACAGCCUGCCAGUCUGGCCACCCUACCAGGUGACGGAGCCCUACUUCCCGUUCCACCACAGCUCAGUAGAAGAGUACACGAUCGGCACAGAACGCUGCGAAUCCAGCGGGCGCGCGUAUUGCAACGGCCCGCUCCGGCCCGGCGCCGCUUACUACGUCAAACUGCGCGCGUACACCGCGCCUGACAAGUUCACCGACACCGCUUAUGCGGUCGUGUACACUGAGGUGGACAACACGGCGUGGAUAAUCGGGCUGUGCGCGGGCGCGGCGUGCCUGGCGGCGGCGGGCGCGGCGUGGGCGGCGCUGCGCCGGCGCCGGCCGCGCGCCGCGCCCGCCGCCGCCGCGCCCGCGCCGCGCACCUCUCGCCCCGUGCCCGUGGCUGACUUCGUGGACCAUUACAGGCUCAUGUCUGCGGAUUCCGACUUUAGGUUUAGCGAAGAAUUCGAAGAGCUAAAACACGUCGGUCGCGAGCAGCCGUGCACGGCGGCCGAUCUGCCCGUCAACCGGCCCAAGAACCGUUUCACCAACAUCCUGCCGUACGACCACUCGCGCUACAAACUCCAACCUGUUGACGACGAGGAAGGGUCAGACUAUAUCAACGCUAACUACGUGCCGGGUCAUUCGAGCCCGCGCGAGUUCAUAGUGACGCAGGGUCCGCUGCACUGCACGCGCGAUGACUUCUGGCGCAUGGUGUGGGAGUCCGGCUCGCGUGCCAUCGUCAUGCUGACAAGAUGUGUGGAGAAGGGCCGCGAGAAAUGCGACCGCUACUGGCCGUACGAUACCCGACCAGUAUACUACGGCGACAUAGCCGUCACUGCGCUCAACGAGUCGCGAUUCCCUGACUGGACGAUCACGGAGCUCCUAGCUUCUCGCGGCGCAGAACAACGAGUCGUCAAACACUUCCACUUUACAACGUGGCCCGACUUCGGCGUGCCAGAUCCGCCUACUACCCUGGCUAGGUUUGUGCGCUCGUUCCGCGAGCGAUGCCCGCCGGACGCGCGGCCCGUAGUGGUCCACUGUUCCGCCGGCGUCGGCCGCUCCGGGACAUUCAUCACGCUGGACCGCGCGCUGCAACAACUCGCCGCACGAGCAGACACGCUCGACAUAUUCGGCAUGGUGUACGCCAUGCGCCGCGAGCGCGUGUGGAUGGUGCAGACGGAGCAGCAGUACAUCUGCAUCCACCAGUGUGUGGUAGCAGCGCUAGAGGGCGCGGACCUGCAGCCGCCGCUCGGCCUCAACCAUCACAUGCAUCACAACCAGGCCUUCGAAGACGACGAGGGCAUUGCAGAGUCGGGGAUGUGAGACUUCGCACCUAACUUAUAUACAUUCUCUCGUUUUAAGUCACGUCUAGCGUUAAGUUUUGUAUUCAUAUAUUUUUAUAUACGUCGUUAACGGAAUGAAAUGGACCAAUUUUUUAUGAUUAAAUUUGUAUAUAAGUAGAUAGGAGUGUACAGUCAGCAACGGAAGUAACUAAGCGAGUUGAGCGUUCAAAAUAUUAUGAUUUUUUUUCCUUUUCUCUCGUCUCGUAUUCUUUGAAAAUUAUGUGUAUAAACAAUUUUGAACACCAGGCUCACUUGGCUACUAUUAUAAGAGUUUUUUUACAUAGCUUGGGUCCGUUGACAGCUAAUAAACGCAAAAUACAAUUUUGCAUUUAAAAGUUAACUAUUGUAUGGAGAUGACUGCAGUCAACUUAGCCAAGCUAUGUAAAAAAUCGCAUUGUCUCAUGUACCUUGAUAAAAUCACGUUGAAUCUAGUUUAUUUUUAAAUAUUGACUUUUAGAUGUUAUUUAUUUUUUAUUAAAAUGACAACGGCAUCUCAAAUGUGUACUUAAAUAUAAUUUAGUCUGCUCAGCGAUGUUUCUGAAAGGAAUUUUUGUAGUUUUUUAUUUAAGUUCAGUUGCACAUACGUUAAUUAAAUUUCAUGCUGCAUGAAGUUCAAAAAAUGUAUGUGCAACAAUCGGUCCGCUAGAAAAGACACUUAACGCGAAUAAAUUCGUAAAUUGAUUCGCCUGUUCCUAUCUCUAUUUCACAGGUCGCUGUGCGAAAGGGACAGUAAUAUCUUUUCACGCGCGUGUGAGAGAGAUAGGAACAGGUGGGCCAAUAUACGAAAUUCAUUAUGGUAAGCGUCUCUUCUUUCAGGCUCAGGCGGUUGGUAAAAAAGUUUCGUGAUAAUUUCCUAGAAGGCAGCAUUUUUUUUUACAUUUAAGGUAGUAUUUUUACACUUUUAAAUUUAUUAUAAACUUAGAAGGUAAUAGCUAAGAUUCGGAAUCAUAGAGAGAAGUAGCCUUAACACUCAUGUUUACAUAGAUAGGUAC